UAUGUUUGGAUAUAAACUCUUCACAAUAGUAAGAGAAAAAUCUGUUGUAAUAGUAGAACAAUUAGGUAAAUACCACAGAACUUUACAACCUGGAUUAAAUUUCCUCAUUCCACUUAUUGACAGAGCAGCAUACACCUAAUCUUUAAAAGAAGAAAUCUUACCUAUUGAAAAAUAAUAAGUGAUAACUAAAGAUAAUGUAGCUAUUCAUCUUGAUGGUAUUGCAUUCAUUCGAAUUAUUGAUCCAUUUAAAGCAUCUUAUCAAGUAUAUACUAUAUUUAUUUAAAUAGGUAAGUGAACCAUAAAAUGCUAUUAAAUUGUUGUGUCAAACAAUUCUAAGAUCAGAAAUUGGUAAAUUGAAAUUAGAUUAACUUCUAUAAGAAAGAUCAGCAUUGAAUCGUGCUUUAUAAAGUGGUCUAAGUAGAGCUGCAGCAGAGUGGGGUUACACAAGUUUGGGAGUUGAAAUAUUAUAAAUUGAUAUACCUGAAGAAAUUAGAGUUUCUAUGUAAGCUUAAGUUGUGGCUGAAAGAAAUAAGAGAAGAGAAAUUUUAGAAAGUGAAGGAAAAUAAAUUAGUGAAAUUAAUAUUGCAACAGGUGCCAAAACUGCUUCCAUCAAAAUUGCAGAAGGAGAUGCUGAAGCUGUUAGACUUGUUUCAUAAAAUGAAGCUAAAGCCUUAAAUUAAAUCGGUGAAGCUCUAUAAGAAUAAUCAAAAAAAAGAGUUUUGGAUUAUAUUCUUUUAUAACAUUACUUAAAAGGAUACUCAAGCAUUUUGAAAACAUCUAAAGUUGUUGUUGUUCCUAAAGCAAAAGAAGGAUAAGGAAAUGAUUUUAUGAGUUUAGCUGCAAUGAUGAUGUUUAAUAAUUAAAAUACUUCAGGUUAGAAAAUAUUUGAAGUUACUUCAAAACCUAAUGACACAACUAACAACUCAACAUCAUCCUAAUAAGAAAUUAGUAAAUUGACUUAAGAUUAAUUGGAUAAUCUUAUAAAGAAGAAUGUCUAUUAUAAUGACCCAAGGUAUUCAUUUAAAAUAUUCUUAGAUUAUAUUCAGAUGAUGAAGAAAGAAGAACAAAUUGAU
Molecule: messenger RNA, 1073 nt
Organism: Paramecium pentaurelia
Lineage: Eukaryota; Ciliophora; Oligohymenophorea; Peniculida; Parameciidae
Source: the annotation of a GenBank genome assembly